Mucor velutinosus is the source of this 1299-nucleotide messenger RNA. RefSeq names its product Carrier protein, mitochondrial. Bases 1 to 1299 code for a protein of 432 amino acids. The transcript is spliced from 4 exons. Gene Ontology annotation, cellular component: mitochondrion. The record is from RefSeq and is a predicted model, not a curated record. Lineage: Eukaryota; Fungi; Mucoromycota; Mucoromycetes; Mucorales; Mucoraceae. Gene Ontology annotation, molecular function: homocitrate synthase activity.
AUGGCUCAAAACGGUCUCCAAGCUAACGGUAACAAUAAGCCCAGAGAAGCUGCUGCUUCCCCUUAUGCAUCCAAUGAUCCCAACUCAAAUGUCAGUAAUUUCAAGAUCAUUGAAUCCACACUCAGAGAGGGUGAACAGUUCGCUAAUGCCUUCUUCACUACUGAAAAGAAAGUUGAAAUUGCAAAGGCCCUUGAUGACAUUGGUGUGGAUUACCUCGAAUUAACGUCUCCCGCUGCUUCUGAGCAAUCUCGCAACGAUUGUACUGUCAUCUCUAACCUCGGCUUGAAGGCCAAGAUCCUGACUCAUGUCCGUUGUCAUAUGGAUGAUGCCAAGUUGGCCAUUGAUACUGGUGUUGAUGGUCUUGAUGUUGUUAUUGGCACAUCUAGCUUCCUUCGUGAGUUCUCCCAUGGUAAGGAUAUGGAAUACAUUACCAAGCAAGCUAUCGAGGUGAUUACAUAUAUCAAGAGUAAGGGUCUUGAGGUGCGUUUCUCUACUGAGGAUUCUUUCCGCUCUGAUCUCGUUGAUCUCUUGAGCAUCUACAAGGCUGUUGACAAGAUUGGUGUGAAUCGUGUUGGUAUUGCCGAUACUGUUGGUUGUGCUAACCCUCGUCAAGUCUAUGAACUCGUCAAGACUUUGAGAAGCGUCGUCAGCUGUGAUAUUGAAUGUCAUUUCCACAACGACACUGGUUGUGCUAUUGCUAACGCUUAUGCUGCUUUGGAAGCUGGUGCCACUCAUAUUGAUACAUCUGUUCUCGGUAUUGGUGAGCGUAAUGGUAUCACUCCUUUGGGCGGUUUGUUGGCUAGAAUGUACACUGCCGACAAGGAGCAUGUCAAGACCAAGUACGAUCUUACCAAGAUUCGUGAAGUUGAAAACAUUGUCGCUGAAGCAGUUGAGGUUACCGUUCCCUUCAACAACUACAUUACUGGUUACUGUGCCUUUACUCACAAGGCUGGUAUUCACGCCAAGGCCAUCUUGAACAACCCUUCCACCUAUGAAAUCUUGAACCCUACUGAUUUCGGUAUGACUCGUUAUGUCAGUAUUGGCCAUCGUUUGACUGGUUGGAAUGCUGUCAAAAACCGUGUUGAGCAACUUGAUUUGGACUUGACGGAUGAGGAUGCCAAGGCAGUUACCGCCAAGAUCAAGGAAUUAGCAGAUGUCAGACCUCUCUCACUUGACGAUGUUGAUGUCUUGCUUCGUUCAUACCACCAAGCCAAGGCUGACGGCGUUCAUACAAAGUUCUUGGAAAAGAUUGAAAAGCCUGAACACAUCACCUCCAUCAGUGCCGAAGCAUCUGCAUAA